Cucurbita maxima (winter squash) is the source of this 2128-nucleotide messenger RNA. RefSeq names its product protein NRT1/ PTR FAMILY 8.1-like. Gene Ontology annotation, biological process: transmembrane transport; oligopeptide transport. Lineage: Eukaryota; Viridiplantae; Streptophyta; Magnoliopsida; Cucurbitales; Cucurbitaceae. Gene Ontology annotation, molecular function: tripeptide transmembrane transporter activity. Gene Ontology annotation, cellular component: membrane. The record is from RefSeq and is a predicted model, not a curated record.
AUGAAUUGAACGAUCGGCCAACCAAAAGCUACUUUUGGUUUUGCCGUUUCAUUAUGUGAUUAAAUGUCGAGUGUUUGGCUGUGACGAACAAGAAGCGGGCUGCUCUGUCUGUCAUUGUUUUUCUCGCGCCUUCAUCUUCUUCAACUCAUCGCUCUGAUCCCUUUUUCUUCUCUUGUUCUUCAAGGCUCAGUAGGUAUUAGCAUAUCACGAGGGAACUUUACAAUGGCAGAAGAUGAUGUGUAUACAAAAGAUGGUACCAUUGAUAUUCAUAAGAAUCCUGCUAAUAAGAAGAAGACUGGAAAAUGGAAGGCUUGUCGCUUUAUUCUCGGGAAUGAAUGCUGUGAAAGAUUGGCAUAUUAUGGGAUGAGUACCAAUCUAGUGAACUAUCUUCAAAUACGUCUUAACAUGGACAAUGUAGCUGCUUCAAAUAGUGUUACUAGUUGGUCAGGAACCUGCUACCUUACACCAUUGAUUGGAGCUUUCUUGGCUGAUGCUUACUUGGGAAGAUAUUGGACCAUUGCUAGUUUCUCAAUCUUCUAUGUCUUUGGCAUGACAUUGUUGACGAUGGCUGCUUCAGACCCUGGAUUGAAGCCAUCUUGUGACAAUACUGUUUGCCAUCCAACUGGAGGUCAAACUGCUGUCACCUUCAUAGCACUUUACUUGAUCGCCCUCGGGACCGGGGGAAUCAAGCCAUGUGUGUCGUCGUUUGGGGCCGAUCAAUUCGACGAAAAUGAUGAAGGCGAAAGGAAGAAGAAAAGCUCCUUCUUCAAUUGGUUUUACUUUUCAAUCAACGUUGGUGCAAUGAUUGCCUCCUCAGUUCUAGUAUGGAUACAAAUGAAUGUAGGGUGGGGGUGGGGCUUUGGAGUUCCUGCAGUAGCUAUGGCCAUUGCUGUAGUGUUUUUCUUCUCCGGUAGCUCGUUGUACCGUCUGCAAAAGCCAGCAGGAAGUCCUCUCACAAGAAUCUUGCAAGUUAUAGUUGCAGCUUGUAGGAAACAAGGAGUACAAGUUCCAGAGGAUAAGUCUCUCCUUUACGAGACUGCUGAUGAUGUCGAGUCGAUCGAAGGAAGUCGCAAGCUCGAGCACAUGAACGAGUUAAAGUUCCUAGAUAAGGCUUGUGUAUUGAGGGAAAGUGAUGGAAUGAAGGGGCAAGGGAAUGCAUGGAUACUUUGUACAGUGACACAAGUUGAGGAGCUGAAAAGCAUUAUCAGAUUGUUGCCUGUGUGGGCGUGUGGAAUAGUAUUUUCAGCAGUGUAUAGCCAAAUGAGCACCAUGUUUAUUCUACAAGGUAAUAUAAUGGACCAGCACAUUGGGGCAAGUUUCAAAAUUCCAUCGGCCUCGCUUUCGAUCUUCGAUACCCUCAGCGUUCUGUUUUGGGCUCCCGUAUACGACAGACUCAUCGUCCCAAUGGCGAAGAAGUUCACGAACAAUGAGCCUGGCUUCACACAGCUACAACGGAUGGGAAUAGGACUUGUCAUAUCUGUUUUCUCCAUGGUUGCAGCAGGUGUGUUGGAAGUUUUCAGGCUGGAGUAUGUGAGGAAGAACAAGCUAUACGAUGCGGAGUACAUUCCGAUGUCGAUAUUCUGGCAAGCUCCACAGUAUUUUUUGAUCGGAUGUGCAGAAGUGUUCACUUUUAUAGGACAGUUAGAGUUUUUCUAUGACCAAGCACCAGACGCAAUGAGAAGCAUGAUGGCUGCCCUGUCGCUCAUAUUGGUUGGAUUGGGAAACUACUUAAGCACAUUGCUCGUUACAAUCGUGACGACCAUGACAACGAGACACGGGAAGCUCGGGUGGAUUCCUAAUAACUUAAACAAGGGACAUCUCGACUAUUUCUUCUGGCUGUUGGCCAUUCUCAGCGUCCUCAACUUCUUUGCCUAUCUCUUUGUGGCUAAGUGCUAUCGCUACAAAAAGGUAACAGGUCAUUUGCGCUGAAAAAACCAACUUCAAUUCUCAGUUCUUAGCUUUUUAUUUACAUUUACGUUGGAUUUGUUUUGCUUUGAAUCACUUGUUGGGAUUGUUUCUUUUGUUCUUCAUUGGUUGCUUUAUUGACUUUGAGGCCUAAGUUAUUGAUUGGGUUUUUGUUUUCAACAGUGUUAAAUGUGUGGUUUGAUCAAUGAAAAUGUUUGGUUUA